UGAUAUUAUUAUUAUUUUUAUUAUUUGCUACAAGCCACCUGAAUAUGUCUUCAGCAACGUGCAGGAAGUGGGUCAGCAAACGUGUACAGGAGCAACAGCACCGAGAUUCAGCUGAACCGAACUUGGCCCCUAAUGCCCCAGGCCCCGCGUCCGGUGUACACGCCCUGGGCUCUAAAAUUCUCGACGACAGCACAAUUGCUGCUUCCCGAAUCAAGGAAUCUCAACAGAGCGGCAGCCUCGGUCCAGAGGUUGAAGUACCUUUGUCAACUGUCUUUGAGCGGCAAGAGGCCACGGAUGCACUGAGCAACUUUUCACACAACGCAGCAUCUUCGGGUGCAGAAGUUCAAACAUAUUUUCUUCAAAGGGAACCCACUUUUAAACCUUCACAAUCUAGUGAUGAAUUCCAUACCAAGUUAUUGAAAGACUUGGAGGUAGCUAACAGCAAGUGAUACCAUUAAUAAAAAAAAAUCUUGUAGGUAUUUUGCUUAUUUAGACAAGCGAAAUAAUUUCGAGGCGAGUUUUGAUAAUAGUAAAUACAAUAUUCCAUGAGAAAA
This is a messenger RNA of Phytomonas sp. EM1, 554 nucleotides long. The record is from the annotation of a GenBank genome assembly. Lineage: Eukaryota; Euglenozoa; Kinetoplastea; Trypanosomatida; Trypanosomatidae.